AUGCCACCAAAACGUAAAGCCAGUAUCCCAUCCAAUGCAGCAUCUGCAAGAAAUUACACCGAUGUAUCCGGCGAUGCACCCAACAAGCGCUCGCGCAUCGCUAAACCCCUUCCGAAAGCCUUCGCAGACAGCGCGCCACCGAUAGAUUCGAUAGCGAGAAACGCGGAGAAUGGAGCGCCUGGAGAGGCAGCAAAGAAAGAAGAAGAAGAAGAACAAGAAGAAGGUGAAGGCGGAUUUGAUCAUUCGCGGCCAGAAGAGCGAGCAGGGAUAGUUGACAGACGAUACUACCCUGCUGAGAUGAGCAAUGAGCGAUGCGCCCUGUACAAUGCAAACGAGAUACCGCGGCCCAUCGAAAUACUGGCAAAGACGCUAGAGAGCACAAAAGAUAGGCGCACGGCUAUCCGGGAAGCAAACAAGGCGCAAUUUGGUGACGCCGUCGUGCACUGGUUCAAGAGGGAUUUGCGGAUACGGGACAAUACAGGCUUGUCGCAGGCUGCCCAGUUGGCCAAAGCAAAGGGUGUGGGUGUGAUAGGUGUCUGGUUCAUGAGCCCACAAGACUGGGAAGCUCAUCUGGUCAGCCCACCCAAGUGUGAUUUUGAACUGCGUUCGGUCGAGUCCCUGAAAAAGGAGCUCGAAGAAUUCGACAUUCCGCUACAUAUUGAGACAAUUGCGGAGAGGAAGAACGUGACAAAGCGACUAGUGGAGCUGGCUGAGAGCUGGAAUGCAAGCAACGUAUUCUGCAACCUGGAAUAUGAACCCGACGAGCUGCGGCGAGAAGAGCGUUUAGUACGUAAGAUGCUGGAGAAAGGUAUCAACUUCGACCCACAACACGAUGAUUGUGUCGUGCCGCCCGGAAGUCUCAAGACGGGAGGUGGGAAACAAUACGCCGUGUACAGCCCCUGGUAUCGGGCAUGGAUUGCGUAUCUACACGCGCACCCGCAUCUCUUGAAUGAGCGACCGAUACCUGAACGUAAUUCUCCAGAUUUCCGCCAAAAGUUCACCCAGCUCUUUGACUCGAAAGUCCCCGACCUCCCAGAUUGCAAGCCGUUGACACAAGAAGAAAAAGAACGCUUCCACCACCUGUGGCCCGCAGGCGAGGCCGCCGCCAUUGACCGCCUCGAACGCUUUCUAAUCGAAAAGAUUGGCAGAUACAAGGAUACCCGUAACUUCCCAGCUAAGAACAGCACUGGACGCGUGAGCGUACAUCACGCCGCUGGCACGCUAGCAGCCCGAACCAGUGUACGUAUGGCAAGAGAUGUCAAUAGCGCGAAAAAGCUCGAUGGUGGGAAGGAUGGUGUCAAAGGUUGGAUUGGUGAAGUUGCAUGGCGUGAUUUCUAUCGACAUGUGCUUGUACACUGGCCAUAUGUCUGCAUGAACAAGCCUUUCAAGUUCGAAUACACAAACAUUGACUGGGAAUACAACGACGCCCACUUCCAGGCUUGGACUCAAGGCCGUACAGGCUACCCAAUCGUUGACGCAGCAAUGCGUUGCCUGAAUCACACCGGCUACAUGCACAAUCGCCUUCGCAUGAUCGCAGCUUCUUUCCUUGCAAAACACCUCCUGCUGGACUGGCGUCUUGGUGAACAAUACUUCCUCACACAUCUCGUUGAUGGCGACUUUUCGUCGAACAAUGGCGGCUGGGGCUUCAGUGCUUCAACUGGCGUAGAUCCCCAACCAUACUUUCGAAUCUUCAACCCAUGGACGCAGUCCGAGAGGUUUGACGAGGAGGGAGAGUUCAUCAAAUUGUGGGUUCCAGAGCUUGAAGAGAUAGAGGGGCCGGCCAUACAUAACCCUUAUGGUGCGGGUGGAAAGGCAGCACAAACUGCAAAGGCAAAAGGCUACCCUGAGCCAUGUGAUGAGGAGCGACCCAAAUGUAGCUCAUGCAAGAAGAAAGACCGACCGUGCACCUAUUCCUACGGAAAAGCUUUGGCGUUUGUGGUGCAAGACCCAAACCAGCUGACCAAACAUGGAAAAUCAAGAACCACACCCAUCACAUAUUCGCUGGCUCCUUCUGAUGAAGAGUUCACCUCGCCUUCAACAACGCCUCCAAAUCUGUGUAUUACAACAGAAAGGCGCGCCGAGGAUGGACAAGGUUACUUCCAGACCCUGGCGCCACGCUCGAAGUAUAGAAGCCAUCUGUCAAAAAAGAAAAUCAACAAACAGCAACGUGCACUUGAGGCUUACCUCUGGAAACUAAGCGAAGAGAACACACUCGUAGCUCACCAGCCAUCCUCUCCUGAGACCACGUUGAUCGCCCGAUAUGUUGGCAUGUUAGGACCGGACCCUAUAGGAAGGCAACCUUUUGAGAUACUGGGAACCUGGAUACAGUCGAUACCUUCGCGCAUCGGAUCGAACAAGAUGCUAGACCUUGCUGUUGAGUUUCUAGUCGACAGCUAUGGGACGUUUCGAGAUGAUACACACUCAAGGCGCAAGGUCGCUAAAGCGUCGAAAGCCAAAGCACUGAAGGAACUGCAGCUCAUUGUAAUGAGCACUAACGCUAACACAACGUACGAUGUCUUGUUAGCAACGAAACUGCACUACGCUGCGGAAGCUCUUUUGGGGCUGGAUACUAUGUACCACGCCAUACAUGCAUUUGGCCUCGCCGAACUGCUGAGGUCAGGAUCUGUGUCGGAUGUUGAUGACGAGCAUUUCUGGGAUCUGAUCGAUAACACUUAUAUUGAUGACGUAAACGAGGCGAUAUUGGCAGGCCGAACGUCAGUAUACCAUAACGAAUUCUAUCUAUCAGCGACAUACCCUCCACCGAUCGAUUCAGACGUGAUAAUACUGUCAUCAUCGCAAAGAGCAUCGAUGGCCAUCAUGCACGUCUUCAUUCAGUGCCCCUACGCAGUGUCCUUAGUUCGGCACGCUAUCUCGAACCCUGACGACGCCAAUGCCCUUGCGACCGCCAUGUCGCACAUGGAGCGUCUGAUACAAAUCGAUCUCUCGCAACACGUAUCUGAACUGAUGCAAACAUCAGUCUCUGCGGUACCCAUACCGCCAUCACCAGAUGUUGCUGACCUAAUGCCGGAUACGCUAGAAUUCAGUUCCGUGCGAAGUAUGAUCCUCUGCACAAGAUACUGGAUGUUGCAGACAGUGCUUUGCGGUCUUGCGGACACGCUGUAUCGACACUUCCCCAUCGAAGCAGAGUUAUCGCUGCUUCCAUCACCUCAGCAACUACGAAUCAUUGAUGUCGACAGCGCAAUACAUAUUGCAAAGUCCUUGAGAUGGGCCGCUUCUGUUUCUCAAGAUUUACCGCUUGUAACACUACGCUUGCACACGCCGCUUCAGAUGACGAUUGGUCCAUGGCACCGUACAAUACGAGGAAUAUCUACUCAGCGAUCACGAUCCAGCUCGCCAGACAUCCACCCCGAGAUUUCGAAGGAAUUAUCACGUGCAGAACGUAUGAAGGCCUGGGUCAUAAGUCAAUGUAACUUGAUACACAUCCAGUGGGAUGUCUCUGUCGUCGAUGAACAACCCCUUCUGGAAGCCCUCGAUACUAUGGCUGGAGAAAAGAUCCCGGAUUGGCUUCCUGUACGCGUGCGUUUCGAAGCCGAAGACGGUGAAAUGGUCAUGAAGUUGGAUUACGAAAACAAAACAGGAAGCUACACAGAAAAGAUCGAUGUCAACACCGAGCCUCCGCCUAAAACGCGAAUGCCUCAUCCGGGAGCUACGGGUCAAGAAUGGCAAAGAAAAUAUCUAGGCGUACAAGAGUUGCCUCUUAGGGUCAGUGAGAAUGAAGGCACGAGACAUAACGUAACCUUUGACAACAGGCAUAAAAAUGCGUGCUUGGCUCCGAGUUGGAAUACUAGACCUGUGGACUUCAUUCACGGCACCGGAAGGAACUUAUGCUCGACUUCUGGGUGGUGGCCUGAGACACCGAGAACCUCGACAGUGUUGCUGGACAGCACGCACAAAGCCUCAGCUUUUUCGCGCAUGCCACGCCAUUCACAUGUGGAUGUCGAGAGUACAUCCAGAGAGAUAGACGGUCAUCCUUGCUUGGCUUCGAGUUGGUGGCCGCAAACACCUAAUCAGUCAUACAAUAGCUAG
Alternaria burnsii is the source of this 4047-nucleotide messenger RNA. RefSeq lists its product as uncharacterized. The transcript is spliced from 5 exons. The record is from RefSeq and is a predicted model, not a curated record. Gene Ontology annotation, cellular component: nucleus; cytoplasm. Lineage: Eukaryota; Fungi; Ascomycota; Dothideomycetes; Pleosporales; Pleosporaceae. Gene Ontology annotation, molecular function: FAD binding; zinc ion binding; DNA-binding transcription factor activity, RNA polymerase II-specific. Gene Ontology annotation, biological process: circadian regulation of gene expression; entrainment of circadian clock by photoperiod; regulation of DNA-templated transcription. The coding region runs from base 1 to 4047 and encodes 1348 amino acids.